Molecule: messenger RNA, 2638 nt
Organism: Formica exsecta
Lineage: Eukaryota; Metazoa; Arthropoda; Insecta; Hymenoptera; Formicidae
Exons: 4
Coding region: 420-2531 (703 amino acids)
Source: RefSeq, a predicted model, not a curated record
GUAAUGCAUUACGGAAAAGUUUGUGCGGUGGCCCUUAGCGAACGAACACCGAACGCGAACGUCUUGUGAAACUUCUUGAACGUUUUUCUCGCACGAAAUGUCUUUGAUGUACCACCUCAUGAGGAGAUCGAGCCGAAUGCGAAUCGAACGUUCUGUUCGCAUUCGCUUUGGCGUAUAUAUCUGCUGAAUGAUAACAACGAACGUUCGCAUUCGCUGUUCGUUCGCUAAGUUCUGGCCGUAUUGACCCUCGACCGAGGACAGGUGCCAUUUAAGAAAAAAGAAGAAGAAGCACUACAGAUUUCAUUUUUAUUUUUUCUACUGGCUUUAUUCGAUGUUGAAUAUUUAUCAGAUAAAGUUAAUGUUCAGCUAAGUUCGAAUAUUCCUCGUUCAAUAUUAUUCAAGGAUUUUGUACAAAUAUAAUGGCUACAAAUAACGAAAUAACUACAGAUACACUUUGGAAAGAAAUGGAGAGUCUUGCUGUUGAACAACAACAACGCUUCUAUGAAUUACUUCCUGAUUGCAUAGAAUAUAAAUUUGACGAACAUAAAUACCUACGACAAAAUAUUGGUUAUGCAAUUUAUGGAUUACCAAUCAGCAAUUCAAGUAUAACAGAAAACAUUAGUUGCUACUGGAAACCAGAAGAUUCAAAUGAUACAAAUGCAGAUAUAGCCGAUACAGUGAAUUAUGAUGAAAAAGCUAGAAGUGUCAUAGAUAUAAUAUAUAAUAAAAUACAUGAAUGUACAAUAGGAAAUAAUAAUACUCAACCAAUUUACUUUGGUAUAAUUUACAAUAUAAUAUUUCGUCCUAAGAUGAAUGUAGGACUGAAGAAAAAAGAAGUAAAAAAGAAAAAAACAGAAGAAUCAGUAAAAGAAGAAGAAAAAGAGUCUGCAGUAUUACCUAUCCCCAUUUUUAAAGUUAGGAGAAAUAUUCAGAAGAAAUCUGACAAUGUAAAGAGAUCAGAACAAAAAGAAAACACAAAAAUGGAAGUUGAAGCAGAUUAUGGGAUAUGGUACAUUGAUAUUUGUGGCAGAGUGUAUAAAAGUUGGGCAGAUUAUAUAGAAAAUAAUAAUUUACCAGAAUGCACUAUGGUUGUUCCCAAAGAUGGCUUUUAUCAAGCAAAUUUAUCUUAUCCAAUAACAGAAGACUAUUCAACAGUUUGGCUUGAAGUCAUAAAUUCUCCCGCAUGCACGUGGACAACAAGAAUCUGCAGUGGAAUGGAUGUUAUUUCUAGUAUUACCGGAUUUGGCACAGCUGGCUUAUGUGUUGCAUCAUUGUUCACAUCUCUUGCACCAGCUGCUGUUAUAACAGGUCUUGUUGCUAAUGGUGCAAGUAGUAUUUGGACAGUCGCCCGAUCUUCUCAGCAAUUGGCAGACCGUAAAAGUCACAAGGAAUCUAUUGAUAUUUUGAAUAAAGAUGCAUUACCUCAUUGGAUUGGCAUAACUGGUACAAUAUUUGGUUUAGGAAUAGUUGGAGGAUCAGCUGCUCUAUCCAAAGCUGCUGCAAAUGCUAAAACGGUACCCACUUUUGCAAAAGUGGCAUUUAAUACUGUACAAGGUGGCACUCUAUUCUUGAAUGGCGCUGGUAUCAUAUAUCAGGGUUACAAUAUGAUAGAUAAAUAUAUGACAGACAAGACUAUCGAUAAGAUAGAUGCGUUAUAUAUGGCAAUACAUAUUAUGUUUUUCACCGGCGCCGUAGUAAAGAUUCAAUUCGCCAACGAUAUCAUUGAGAGCACCCAAGGUAAAAUCAUCAAUGAUUACAAAGAUGCUUUGCGUGAGAAAAAUCUCCGCAAGGAGUUUAAUCGCAUUGCGCAAAGAGCUGCCGAGAAUAAUGCAUGUAAAAUAUCCGAGAAUGCGGAAGUGAUAAAAUAUAUAAAACAUCAUGAACAGAUAUUAUCUGUUAAGCUGCCUGUUAACCAGUCUGUUACUCAUGAUCAAAUAUUAGACAAAGCUCCACAUAAUAUGGUAUGGUCAUUUGAACAGGGUAAACUAAAAUUAAUUGGUUUUACAUUGUUAGAUCCUAUUGAAUAUGUUGUUCGUCUUAUGAAAUCGGAUAUAUUUAAUGAAAACUAUAAAAACAAUCCAUCUGGUUCCAAGAACUAUGUUGAUGAUUCUACCACUGAUCAGUUAAGAAAAGUAUUUUGUGAUUUAUUAGACAAGUUCUAUCUGAGCGAUGCUUGUCCCAAGAGCAUGAAUCUUCCAUUAAUUCCUGACUUUGAACCACUUUUUAAAGAUAUGAGUCAUAUGAAAAUUGAUGAAGAAUGUCUGAAAAAACUGUUUAAAAUCGUUGAAAAGUUAAUGAAACGUUCUAGAAAUAAAGAAGAUUUUUUACUCAUGGCUUUUGCCUUUGUCUGGCAGUAUAGUAAAGCAAAUUUGAAGCAAUGGAAAAUGGACUUGCAUGAUCGCAUGCAGAGCAAUUUAGACUCCAACAUUUUGCAGAAAAUUAUUAUCGCUGUUUCUGAAGCAAUCGAUAUGAUACUUAAUAAUCUUUGUAGUGCCUUUGCGGAAUAUGUACAAGUUAAUUUAUGCAAAUAAAUCGAUUAUAUUCUAAUAUGGAAAACGAAAAUUAGAAAUAAUGCGUGAUAUAACCUUGUAGAAACAAGUCAAUAAUUUUAGAGAAAUAUAUUGCAUCAAUUGAUAAG